AUGGCAGCCCAACAGAUCCAAUUCUACCAAUACCGACCAGACUCGGAUGCACGACAUAAUGCUGUGUUCACGCCCAUGCCGAGCGAGCAACCGGUCUUCAGCCCCAUGGUUGGAUACCCGCAACAGUAUAUGGCACCACAGUACUGGCAAGGACCUCCUCACUUUGCUCGAGCUCACUACGUCCCUCAGCAAGUGAUGACCCCACGAGCAUCACCACCUCUGACAUUGGCGAUGCCUAUGCCCAAGAUUGUGCUUGAUCACAACGGGCAGAUGGAGCAUGGACACUACCUGGAGAGCAGGCACUCUUCACCUCCGACCCCAUGCCUAUCUGCUUGCCCAAGCACAGCCAGCAGCCCACCAGCCAGCAGCAUUCACCAAACCCCAGUGCACGGAUCUGGGUACUUCAAUCUCCCAAUCGAGCAAUCCAAGGAGGAGAUGCAACCUGUACGAUUUUUGGACGAGUGGCCAUCGGAGAAUGGACAUGUUCACAUUUUCCCGCAUCCCGGUGAUGCCAAGCUUUUGCCCAGCAACUCGAUGCCCUCGACCGUUUCUGGCAACUUCAACAUGAACAUCAACUCCUCAUUCUCGGUGGCCAGCCUCAGCAGUUGCAACUCCCCAUCCUUGGGCCCUGCUUCACCCCAGUCUCAAGUUUCUCCAUCGGCCUACCCAGUAGCCGAAUUCGUCAACCUACGAGAGCUCACUUCCACCUCAUUCGAGCCUGUGGUUGCUGCACCUGUUCAAAGUUUCCCUCCUCUGCCAACCCUGUCUGCCGAAGACGACGAGCACAAGUUUGCCUUGGUCAACGCCUUCCCCGUCACUCCUGAGCAUGACACUGCUGAUCCCUUCAUCCUCUCUGAGAACCCUUCUUUUGAAUCCUCAUUCUGCAGUGAGUUCGACUCGGAGGACGAGUUCAGCUUUGUCAACUUUGCCGAUGUUGAGAUCUCAUACAACGGUGACAAGAGACAGAAGCUAGCCCUUGGUGAAGAGGAGGACUUCCUGAGCGUGCACAGCUUCGGUAGCUUCGACGAGGAAGAUUUGAUUGCCCAAGCCGGUCUACCUUCACCACCAGUCUCAUCAUUCUCUGACUCUUGCUGCUCAAGCAAGAAGAAGGCUCACCGCAAGAUGAAGCGCACCGACUCCCUCAACAGUGACUUCGAGUUCACCCACAUGACGGAAUCUGACGGACACGUGCACAACCAUGACGGUCAACACACCACUUCCAAUGGCUCUCAAAGUCAGCAAAGCUCAAAUGAGGAGAAUGGUACAUCCGCUGCUGGAGAUGCAUCAUCCGCUCAGACUCCCACCAACCGACGUGGACGCAAGCAAUCUUUGACUGAGGAUCCCUCCAAGACCUUCGUCUGCACCUUGUGCUCUCGUCGUUUCCGUCGACAGGAACAUCUUAAGCGCCACUAUAGAUCUCUCCACACUCACGACAAGCCUUUCGAGUGCAACGAGUGCGGUAAGAAGUUCUCUCGUUCUGACAACCUCGCACAACACGCACGCACUCACGGUAGCGGUGCUAUCGUCAUGGGUGUUUUGGAGAAUGGUGAACUUGCUCCUCAACAGGCCUUCGAUGAGGAAAUGGGCCAUGCACUCUACGAAGCUGCUCAACGCGCCGCUCUUGCCUCUUCAUCAAGUGGCAGUGGUUCCGAGUCCUCUUCGUCAGGAGACAGCAAGCGUGCCUUGAAGAAGCGAAAGCGGGACGAGUCCUCAUAA
Messenger RNA from Exophiala bonariae, 1716 nucleotides. RefSeq lists its product as uncharacterized. Gene Ontology annotation, biological process: regulation of transcription by RNA polymerase II. Lineage: Eukaryota; Fungi; Ascomycota; Eurotiomycetes; Chaetothyriales; Herpotrichiellaceae. The transcript has 2 exons. Gene Ontology annotation, molecular function: RNA polymerase II cis-regulatory region sequence-specific DNA binding; DNA-binding transcription factor activity, RNA polymerase II-specific. The record is from RefSeq and is a predicted model, not a curated record. Gene Ontology annotation, cellular component: chromatin. The coding region runs from base 1 to 1716 and encodes 571 amino acids.